This is a messenger RNA of Anastrepha obliqua, 1724 nucleotides long. RefSeq names its product telomerase Cajal body protein 1 homolog (gene WDR79). NCBI's taxonomy places the organism in Eukaryota, Metazoa, Arthropoda, Insecta, Diptera, Tephritidae. The coding region runs from base 162 to 1418 and encodes 418 amino acids. Gene Ontology annotation, biological process: Cajal body organization. Gene Ontology annotation, molecular function: RNA binding; protein binding. Gene Ontology annotation, cellular component: Cajal body. The record is from RefSeq and is a predicted model, not a curated record. The transcript has 5 exons.
CCGUUUAUUCUGAUCAACUGUUUUUUAUUAGUACAUGAAAUGUACAUGUUGCCGGUAAAAUUUGAUUAUUUCAGACGAUAGUCAACAAUAUUAGUUUCCUGAAAUAAAUCAAACCAGCCAUCGAUUUUAUAUUUUAAUUUUAAAUAUAUUCGUUCGCUAACAUGGAAGUGGAGGAAAGUUCGGAACAAAUUUCUAUACUAAAUGGUACAGAGCAGAAUACCGCUACUGAAGCCAUCGAUGAAGCUCCAACGCUCAUGGAAGAAAGCGAAUUGUUUCAAGAUGCUGUAAUCGAAUUGGGACGUCGUUUGUGGAAAUCUUCUCCAGAAAAACAACACUACACAAAAGGCUGUCUAUGGUCACCAGAUGGCACUUGCAUAUUGGUGCCGGUGCACUUAGAUGGCAUGCACGUUAUUGAGCUGCCGCGUGAUUUGUAUUUGGCCCGAACGAUGUCAGCGACGCGCGCGUUAAGUAAAUUAGAUACGGCUGUGCAUGUAAGGGAGGGAGGUACUGUUUAUGAUUAUGUUUGGUAUCCUUUCAUGAGUAGUUUAGCGCCCGAAACUUGCUGUUGGUUGGCAUCACGGCAACAUGAACCUAUACACAUGUGGGAUGCAUUUACCGGUGAGCUACGUUGCACCUAUCGUGGUUAUGAUAGCGUGGAUGAAGUAGAAGCGGCUAUAGCUAUAACAUUUUCCAACAAUGGUGAACAGGUUAUCGGUGGUUAUAAGAAAUCCAUUAAACUAUUUGAUACGAAUGUGCCUGGACGUGCCUUGAGCUCCAUUAGUGUGAAACAAGCUGUCUCUUGCUUUGCGCUCACCACAGAUAAUGAUAGCACUGUUACAACGGGAUCUUGGAACGGUUUUAUCAACCAUUUUGAUUUACGCGCACCAAAAUUGGGGCCACUAUUUACGCUGGGCGGACAUACUGGUGGCAUUACAUGGCUACGUUAUGCAGCUUUAACUGAAAGCGACAGUUGGUUGUUAUACAGUGGCGCUCGUAAGGAUAAUAAAAUUUUAGAAUGGGAUAUGCGCAACUAUUUAAAGCCAGUUAGAGAAUUUCGACGCACUGUUGAAACUAAUCAACGUAUAUAUUUCGAUUUGAGUGCACCAGAGCAGCGGUGGCUAGUGAGCGGCGAAACUGGAGGGAAUUUGCGAAUAUGGGAUUUACACAACAAUAUUGAUGAAGCGGUACCGCUACAUGGCGAUUGUUGUAAUGGUGUUAACUUCCAUCCCAGCUUACCAAUAUUGGCUACCACUUCCGGACAACACCACUUUGUGGAUUCUGCAGAGGAUGAAGAUUUGCAAAUAAUUAAAGCGAAAUCAGAGCAAGCUGAGAUAAUUAUAAAUUAUGAAAAUGCGCUCAGGUUUUGGUGGAUUGGUAAAUCUGUAGUGGAUGAUGGUGAGACUGAUAAUUUACUCUAAGUCAAAUAGCAUUGUUGUGAAUGCAUAUGGAAAGCAGUGCGCAUCGUCCGACAGUCGGCUCUACGUUACCGGAAUGACCCGGAUUUACUGUAUAUUCGGCCAAGGACUAUCACUUCAGCAGCACUCCCCGUACAUGUAUGGGAAAUGUUUUUGCUGCUACAACAUAAACAAUAAUGCUUUGUUUUAUAUUUAUUUGUUUAAUUUAAAACAAAAUUGUACAAAAAUUUUAAAGUUUAAGUUGAAGUAAAAUAUGAAGUUUAAGAAUGCAAGAAAUAGUGAAACAUACAGGGUUUGAUUGAAAAGUAA